AUUCUUGAUCAAAAUUUAAUUAGACAGAAAAAGGAGGUGAGCGAGCCUGCCUUUUCUUUCCUGUUUGCGGAAGUUGUACAAUAUUGCCAAUCAAGAGUAAAUGAUGUAAAUGAAUUGCAUGAAAAAUUAUUACAAUUAGGAAUGCCGAUCGGACAAAGAUUACUUGAAUUAUGUGUUUUGAGAGAUAAAAAUUCAAAGAGAGAAAUUAAAGUACCAAACAUGUUGGGAUUUAUUGGAAAUACAAUGUGGAAAUGUCUUUUUGGAAGAAUUGUUACAACAAUUGAAAAAGCUGCUGCUAUUCCAGGAGAAAAUAAGAUUAUUACAAGAUGUAGGUACAUGAUCUAUGAGAAGGAACCAUUAGAAACUAAAUUCAUUUCUCCACCAAGAGAUAUGAAUGUGCAAUGUGCCUAUUUCAGUGCAGGUAUCAUUAAAGGGGCUUUGAAUGCAGCUGAUUUU
Molecule: messenger RNA, 456 nt
Organism: Naegleria gruberi
Lineage: Eukaryota; Heterolobosea; Eutetramitea; Acrasida; Naegleriidae
Exons: 3
Biological process (GO): endoplasmic reticulum to Golgi vesicle-mediated transport
Cellular component (GO): TRAPPI protein complex; TRAPPIII protein complex; TRAPPII protein complex
Source: RefSeq, a predicted model, not a curated record